AUGUUUAAAGCCUCGAGGGCGACGACGAGGAAGGGGAAGCUCGUUUUAGAAUCUCGCGCGCCCAAAAUAAAAGAGAACGUCCGGCAGGCGCUGCUGCUGCGCGGAACUCGGUCCAGUGCGGUGCUGAACGGUGUGCUGUCGGACGUGCAUCAUUUGAAGCGGUUCAGCGGGGGCUCGUUGAAGCUCUCGCGCGCAAACGAGCACGUGCGGCCCUUCGAGGCCGGCGGCGAGGCUCCGCUGGAGCAGCUGGCGAAGAAAACAGACAGCAGCCUGUUCAUGUUCGCCUCGCAUUCGAAGAAACGGCCUCAUAAUCUAGUCAUCGGGCGAAUGUACGACUACCAUCUGUACGACAUGCUCGAGGUGGGGGUCACACGCCACGUCAGCAUCCAACAGCUCAAAGGAGGCGGCAAGCUGUCCCCGCAGGUGGGCUCCAAGCCUUGCUUCUGUUUCAUCGGAGCCGAGUUUGACAGCGACCCAGCAGCACUGCAGCUCAAGAGCCUGCUGCUGGAUUUUUUCAGAGGAGAGGUCGCGGCAACAGUGGAUCUGGCGGGCCUCGACAGAGUCUUCGUGUGCGCCGCUCAAAACGGCAAGGUCCUAUUUCGCCACUGUGCCAUCCGCCUGAAGAGGUCGGGCACCAAGGUGCCGCGUGUGGUGCUCGUGCCCAUCGGACCGUCCAUUGACUUUGAGAUCCGACGGACGAGAUUGCCCGGGGAGGAGUUGAGGAAGGAGGCUAUGCGGGCCGUGAAGCUUGGGCAGGAGAAGAAGAUCAAGAACGUGAAGUCAGACAUGAUCAAGGGAAAGGUCGGGCGCAUCUACAUGCCCAAGCAGCAGGUGGGGUCGAUGUCUCUCAUGAAGAUGAAGGGGCUCAAGCGGGAGCGCAGGGAGGCUGCUGCUGCCAGGAAGAAGGCCAAGCAGGACGCUCCAGCUCUGUUCAAGGGGGGGGAGGGGAGAGAGGGGGGAGAGGCGGUGGAUGGUGGUGCUGGCGGCGCUCGGGAAUAG
Closterium sp. Yama58-4 is the source of this 999-nucleotide messenger RNA. The record is from the annotation of a GenBank genome assembly. Lineage: Eukaryota; Viridiplantae; Streptophyta; Zygnematophyceae; Desmidiales; Closteriaceae.